Messenger RNA from Plasmodium berghei ANKA, 4527 nucleotides. Its product is annotated as amino acid transporter, putative. The transcript has a single exon. The coding region runs from base 1 to 4527 and encodes 1508 amino acids. The record is from RefSeq and is a predicted model, not a curated record. Lineage: Eukaryota; Apicomplexa; Aconoidasida; Haemosporida; Plasmodiidae.
AUGGUUAUAAAGCAAGAUAGAUGUGCUACUAAAAAUAUAUUUAGUAACACACUGAAUACCGAAUAUGAAAAACUUGAGGAGAUCAAAGAUAAGACAUCACCAAAUAUAGACAUGUUAAGAGAAAAGGAGGACAAUGAUGGGUUGUAUAAUAAUAACAAUAACUAUAACAAAAGUGAUGGGCAUAAGGCAUAUAUUGAAAAUAUAAAAUUGAAACAAUCUAAAUAUUUUGGAGAUAAAACUAUAGGGAAAAAAUAUAGUUAUAUUUAUUUAAUAAAUCAAAUAUUUGGAUCUGGAAUUGUAUCUAUUCCAUAUAUAUUUAAACAUUCUGGUUGGCUACCAUGUCUAUUUAUAAAUAUUAUAAUAUGUCUUUUAACAAUUUUUAAUACAUUGUUAUUUUUACGAUCUAUGACAAUGAUACCAAAUAAUAUCCAUUUUAAUAAAAGAUAUGAAUACAUUUCAACUAUGUGCUAUUUUUUAGGAAAAAACAAUAUAUUUUUUAUGUUUAUGCAGAUAUGCUAUUAUGGUAGUAUAUUAGUGAGCAAUAUAAUUUCGAUAGUUAUAGUAUCCCAUGCAAUAGAUUAUAUUUUAGUAAAUAUAUUUGGCUAUACUAUUGGGGUGAUUAUAUAUCCAAACUUUCAGUUUAGCACAAUCACAGAUAUAAAUAAAUUGUAUUAUAGCAAUAAUUAUGUAUUGUGUAUAACUAUAGGAUAUGUAAUAAAUGCUAUCAUAUCAAUAUAUUUUUCUCAAUCAAGUUUAGAAGAUAAUAUGAAAGUACAAGUAUUAUCCUUUAUAUUUUUAAUGAUUACAAUUUUUCAAAUCAUUUUUCUAAGUAUUAUAAAAAUAUAUAAAUAUAACAAUGCCCACACAAUAUUGCCAAAUGAUAGUACGGGGAAAUAUUCAGAUAUUAAAUAUCCAACCAUAUUUGGUGAUUUUAAUUUUAAACAACUUUUAUCUUCCUAUAUAUCAUCUUAUUCUGCUAUAACAGUAAUACCGUGUUGGGCAAAUGAAAUGAAGUCUGAUGUAAAAAUUAUGAAAACUGUAUGGAUUUCAAACUUUUUUUGUUGUUUUGUUUAUUAUAUAUUUGGAUACGUAUUAUAUACCGCUUACCCUCAUAUUAAUAAUGAAAAUAUAUUGUAUGGCAUAUUAAAAAAUCCAUCUAUAAAUACUUCAAUGAAAAUUUCUAUUUAUUUAUUUGAUUUAUUAACUAUUGCACCUGGAAUUUAUGUAUAUUGUAUUGCAACAAGGUAUAAUUUAGUUAAUAGUAAUAUAUGCUCAGAAAAGGUUGCCUUCCUUUUUGGUACUGUUUUUCCAUUCCUUAUAUCAUGGUGGUUUACUUCUCGGGCUAUGUUUGAAAGCAUUUUUACAUGGUCAAGUUUAAUUUUUUCAUAUGCAUGUAAUUACAUUACACCAUCAAUUAUAUAUUUGAUAGCUUGUAAAAAUAUUCCGUAUUCUCAAAAAAAUCCGCUUCAUUAUAUUCAUGUUUUAUACGACCCAAAUGAAUAUAAACAAAAAAAAUUCGCGUUAUACAACAUGUUUUCUGUAAAAAACCAUUCCAAGGAAAGAGAAGGCACAAGCUCAAAUACAAAUCCCAGGAUUCUCAAUGAAAGAAAUUAUAACCAAAAAUGUGAUGCAGAUACAUUCAAAAUAGAAACAGGUGAUUGUAUUAAUAGUCAAAAUAAAAUUUUUAAUAAUAUUACUAAAAAUUUCUAUAAUAAAACAUAUCAAUACCCGCGCUUUGAAAAAAAUGAAAGUAAAUUCGAUACCAAGGAAAUUUAUAAAUUAAAGGAAUAUAAAACAAAAGAAAUUGAAAACAAAACUAUCAUCAACGAUGAUUCUAAUAAUGUUAAUAAUAAUAAAAAAGGCAAAUAUAAAAUACAUUUUAAAAGUCUUAGCCAAAUUAACAAUCUGGAAGAGCAUGAUAAGCACAAUUAUUAUGACGAAACAAAAUCAACUAGGGGAAAAAACAUAACUUAUUUGAUAGGAAUAGACCAAGAAUCUCAACAACAAUUGAACAAGUAUAAUAAUAGUAAUAAUAAUAAGAUUAGCGACUUAAAUGACAAUUCCAGAUUCUUAGAGAAUAAUGUAGAAACCACAUGCGAUGAUUUUCAAAAUGGAUACAGGGAAUUAAAAGACAUAUGUGAGGAAAAUGGAAAUGAAGGUAUGAGAUUUAAAUCUCCUGAAAUAAUAAGAAAUUCAUAUAAUGAUAAUAAUAAUAAUAAUUAUUAUAGAAAAAAAAGUGACAAGGAUUUAAAAAAAAAAAAUAAAGUAAAUAUAUCACAUGAAUAUUGUAAAAAAAACGAAAAUAAAUUAAGUAAAUUCGAGUUACGAAAAUAUAAUUCUUUAUUCAAUAUUAAGAGUAAUAAUAUUAAUAAAAAUAAUUCUAAAAAAACGAAUCAACACCAAAUGCAUAAUGGCCGAAAAUCACGAAAACACAAAACUGUUAUAGGAUUUGAAAAAAAGCAUAUUAAAAUUUCCAUUAAAAAUAAUAAUAUUAAUAAUAAUUAUUAUGGCUAUUCCAACAUUAGUGAAAAUGAUAUGUUAAAUAAUAAAAAUAUAGCCGAUUUAUCAAAAGAUAUAUAUAAUGAUGUAAAAAUAAUAAAAAAAAAUUAUGAAAGAAAUAAAUAUUUAAUUAGAUAUUCUGAUAUAUUUGAUUCUUUUUUAAAUCUAAAAUUCAUACUUGAAAAUGGCACUCAGAGAAAUUCUGUUGAUAGUGAUUUCAAUUUAGAUGUAGCAGACAAAAAUAGAAGCUCUAAAGAUUAUGACACGAAUAAGCUUAUUAAUAGCUAUAAUACAAACAAUAGCUCCUAUUCAAACAAUUGUAAACCUUUUCUUACUAAUGAGAAACUUCCUAACACAUUUGAUAAAUAUAUACAGAGGAAUGACCGUAGUGCAAACGAAUAUGAGUAUAAAGUGAAUGACAAAAAUUUAGAAACAGAAAUAAAAAUAGGGAUAAAAAAUGUGCUAUGUAAAAAUCAAAUAAACGAUAUAACCUAUAGUAUAGAUGCAAGUAAGGAUGAAAAUAGAGAACUAUCCAAAAAAAGGAAAAGUGAAGAAAUAAAAAAAUUAAACAUUUCUACACACACAGAUACAUAUAAAAAUAUAUUGAUAAAUAAUCCAUUAUCUGAUAAACAGAAGAUAAAGAAAAUUUUAGAAGACAUAGAGAAACAAAAAUCAAAUGAUGAAUAUAAAAGAAAAAUAAAAAAUAUUAAAAAAGAAUUUUGUAUGUUUAUUAAUGAAAUCAAUAAUAAAAAAAAAUUAACAUGGGCUUUUGAUGGAAACAAAACAAAUACAAAUUUAAUAAUAAAUAAAAAAAAUAUAAAUGUUUCCAAUGCAUAUAAUUAUUUAUAUUCAGACGAUAAUACAAAUUAUUUUUAUAAAAAAUCAGAAAGCGAAACAUACUCAUAUAACAUAAAUUUAUAUAAAAAUAAAGAAUCCUUAGAUACUGUUAUAAAUAAACAAAAAAGUGCCUCAUAUUUAAAUAAUAAUUCUUAUCACAAUAUUCUAUUGAGGUACCAAACAAAUGAUAGUAAUUCUAACACAUUAAUGAAAACACAAAGUUCAAAUUAUUACAAAAAAUUUCAAUCGUUAUCAUUGAACAGUGGGAAAAAUAUAUUAACCAAUUUCCAGCCACAAAGGGACGAAGAAAAUAAGAAUGAACCCACUAAUAUCUACAUAACUAACCAAAUAAAUGACCCUAUAAAUGAAAGUGUAGAUGAUUCUACAAAUAUAUGCCCUCAGAUGCUUAUGCCAGAAAAUUUUAACAAAGACAAAAAAUGUCAAAUUAAAGAUAAUAUUUUAACAGAUCAAGAGGAAUCUAAAGAAUCAACAAAUGAUUUACAGUUAAAUAAAAAUAAAGAUAUAAUUAUGUAUUUUUUAAAUUCAUAUAAUAAAAAAAAUAAAAUAUAUAAAGAUAUAAAUACAUUAUAUGUUCCUGAUAAUGUAUAUCAUGUUAUUCCCAAAAUUAACAGAAGUACUGAGCAAAAUAUUUUUGACGAUUCAAUAAAUAAUAUUUUUAACUAUUAUAAAUAUAAUUUUCUUUUAUCAUUUGUCGAAAACAAUGAUUAUAAUAAUAUUAGCAAAAGUGGUAGUAUUAAAUAUCCAAAUAUCCCGAAUAAAUACUUUUCUCAAAAUGAUAUAAAUAUAGAAAAUGCCGCACUAAAGGAGAUUUAUAUUAAUAAUACUGAAAAAGAGGAUUCCUUAUAUUCUAUUUCUCAAAAUAAUAAAAAUAUUUAUUUAAAUAAAUUUCCUAAUAAUGAAAAAAGAGAACCACUAUUAAAUUAUUAUAAAAAAGAAAAGAAAUAUAGUGAUUUGCCAAAAAUUAAUUUAAUUUGCUCUGAAAAACCUAUAUUUGGGUAUGAAGAUGCAUAUCAAAUAGAUGAUUAUGUAAAUGGGAAAAUUAAUGAAAAUAUUAUUCAUGUCUAUCCUAUUAGAUAUUUAAGAAUUAAACAUGUUAAAACAACUGAAGUUUUAUUGCUUAUUGCAAUAUUUUUAUUAGCUAUCUCUAUCCUUUACAAUUUUAUCGCUUAA